Messenger RNA from Penicillium coprophilum, 2253 nucleotides. RefSeq lists its product as uncharacterized. Lineage: Eukaryota; Fungi; Ascomycota; Eurotiomycetes; Eurotiales; Aspergillaceae. The record is from RefSeq and is a predicted model, not a curated record. The transcript is spliced from 2 exons. The coding region runs from base 1 to 2253 and encodes 750 amino acids.
AUGUCAAACAUUAGUCGAAUUGUCAACUCGAUCUUUCCUGCUUCCAACGAGAACAAUUUGUCACUUGCAACAAUCAAUUUUGAUUUUUCAUUAUUUCAAAUUGAAGCGCCAAAAGAAUUCAGGCCACUCGGAUCUGCCAUCGCGAAAGCUCGUCGUCAGGAUGCCGAGGAAGGCAAGCCACACCAAACGGCCCGUAGGUUGGGAGCCCUCUUCGAGGACGUUCUUCCGUCGUUCCCCAGACUAGUCGAAGCCUUUGGUCAAAGGGUUUCGGAGAUUGUGCAGGAUCCAAAGAUCAAUCCUGCAGGGACUGCUGCUGAUGGUUGCUUUCGUCCUUUUGUUGGGGCUGAUGGGACAACUCUUUGGGCUGCCGCAACGUCCGGAAUCCCCGCAAUUGGUGUAUACUUACUAUCAUGCCUGUUAGCUCAGGCCUGGGAUCCCAAAGAGGCAACUGCACUAUGGGUCGAGCUCGUGAAGCAACGACAGCAGGAGAUUUUGUCCAAGCUCGCCAACAAUCAUAUCGUUUCACAGUCAUCCGUGUUCUGUGCAAAGCAGCACAUCUCACGAGAGGAUUUGGCUAUUUGGGACAAUAGUGCCCGCUCCUUUAUACGGAGUGCGAAUCAAGCGAAGCAAAGAGAGUCUGAUCAACUUAUGUUGAUUGCUAAAAAUCUUCCUUAUCCAAUCAGAUCCUCGGGAUCCACCUAUGCCAGUGUAAUGUUUGUCUGGAAAGAGGCUCUAGUUAAUCUAGAGGCUCUGCUUUCCGGAACUCCUGUCGAUGCGUCCAGUGGGCUACUUCUCCUGGCGUUUCGAUCCUGGUAUCUCUUUCCGGAUCUGAUUGUACUAGGAGAUGGAGCCCCGAAGCAUGUUAAGUUCCGUGAUAGGUUGUUCCCGGCAGGGGGCAGAUGCACGCUUGGCCAGGAGAGACAGAUUGCCCACAACCUAGAGGGAAAGGGGAUUCAAUGGUCUUUGACAUUUUCACAUUUACGGUACUAUGGUGACCCUGUGGUGGUCCAAAACGAUGACUUCAAGGGAAAAGUCCGCCGUGUGCGUGAUAUUUGUACGAAAAUCCCACGGACGAUACCACCCGGGAGUCCCCUGAAAGAUUACCGUUUGAAUCCAGAGAUGCUGUCCGACUAUCUCAGCUUUGUCACAAGGAGGGCGGACGACGAUAUCAAUGAAAUGAAGAAAGUAUCCAGCGAGCGUGACAGAUGGUUUGAGCAGAAUACUCCGGGUAUUUACUUGACAGGACAACCAUCGCUGCCAAUCGAGUUCUGUAAAACUCUGUUUACUCUUGAGCUUGCCUCAAUUGUAUAUGACCACUUAGAAGAUGCUACAAUUUCUCUGGGAGCAUCUUUAACCAAGCCUCUUUCUCGGAGUAAAUGGGUGCCUAGACCAAUUUGUGAGCAGUUACAGCUUGGCAAAGAACACACAAACUCGGUCGCUAAGAUCCCGCCUAUGCUAACAGUACCAUUGAAUCGCCAACAGGCCUUUUCAUGCGUGGCCAGAUUUGAGUCUGGGCAUGUUGAGCUAGAUCCAGAGGAUCUAAAUUCAGCUCUAGCUUUGUGUUCAGAGGAUUCUUUGUAUGUUGCUGCCGUCGUCCUGGUCGAUCCAUUUGAGCAGCCAGAAGCACACGAACUGCGGCGUAUUGUUGGAAACAUUGGCCAUCCGGGAAUCAGUGUGCUUAUUGCACCAGAGGAGCCAAGAAUGCGCCAGCCAAGCAACGAGCACACCGCGAUCUCACAUGUUUCCUACGACUUCCAACGCGAGAAUAAUUUCAGUGGGACAUCCUUACAUCUUUCCUUCACGGACUGGCGGCUCCCCCUGGAAGCCGGCGGUGAUCGAACGAUUGAUCAAGGUGUUUUUGUCGUUGAAGCUGUUAUCUCUGUCUUGGAUAGGGGGAAGUGGGUUGCGGACCUAGACAUACUUUGUAUCGACUUCGAAAUGCUAUCUCGCAUUAUCAAGGAAUGCGACCAACAUGAACGCGAGGAUCACGACCUAGACUAUGACUAUACUUCUAUCGACAACUGGGAUGAGCUGCUCGAUACCCCUGAAGGUGUUGGAAUCUUCCGGGCUCAUGGCAAUUGGGCUGCCCGGCUCGCAGCUGUUAGCAUUCUAUCGCAAAGAGGUCAGGGACAUAGUAUUGGAUUGUUUGGGGCUGGCAACAUUUGUUUCAAAUGUUUGGAGGGGGCCACAGUAGACAAUGUGGAUUAUUUAAUGGCUAAUGAAUCGCCAUUGCCGUCAGUCUGCAUAGAUUAG